UUAUUUGUAAAGCUACAAGACCUAAAUGUAAACAGAAUAUGUCGCAGGCGCUCGAUCCCACGAGGUGCCGGCAUAUCAACAUCGCGAGUCAGUAUAACGUCGUACUUACGCGAUUCAAAUAGUAUGUUACUAUGUUACACAGUCGUGUAUACUGACUGUUGACGGUUUCGUUUACGAAAGUAAUUUCAGAGAGAGUGAAGGAUAGCACGGGAGAUCUCAUUCGGAUGAUUCUUCUCAACCGUUAGACGUGUCUCCGAUGUGACAUGAUGCCGGAGAAGGCGAAGAGAACGAAGGUGUACGUGCACAUGAUACUUCGAGCGCUUCGCGAAGAACAGCUGAUGCAACGAAGAAAGAUCCUGAGAUUAGCGAGGCUGAAGGCUGAUCUACAGUACCUGAGAAGAAGGGGCCUGUUCAAGGCGUCGGGCGAACUAUCGCAUCAAGGACGCAAGUGCGCGCGAUGCGGCGCACCAUUCGGUAGAUUUUACAACGUCGGCACGGUGUGCACGCGCUGCAGGCAUCGGAUAUGCCGGCAGUGUCGCGUCGAGAUCAGGAGCCACACCGGCGACAAAGAGGAGAUCGAAUGGAUCUGCAACGUUUGCUACAAGAUCGCAGAAUUACACGCACUCACCGGCAAGUGGAUGUACGAAGGUCCAGUCGCCGAGGAAUCUUUGAACGAGAAGACGUCGCCGGCCUCUGUAAACUCGCUGAACCACAGCAUCCGACGUGCUUGGACGAUUAAUGGUCCACCAACGCGUUGGUCAGCCACGAGGAAGUCCCCGGAGCUGCGGAUAUAUCGCAGCCUGCCGUCCCGCCAUCAGGACUACCCAGAGCCGUUGGAAAACUCAAAGAACGACAACACGUCGUUGAAGCUCGAGCACGUGCGAGACGGCAGUUCAGACGCUAAGGAUCGCGUCGAGAACAACAAGGAGGACUCUAAGGACGCGAGCGAAGCGAUCGAGAAGAGCGCGUCUAUCACGAACGAACGAACGAAAAAGGAGAAAAACGCCGGUAGAUCGGAGGAGGAAGUGCCAUCGUCGGAUGCCAUAAAGUUUAAGAGGACCGAACGAUCGAUCAAAAACAGGGCAGACGAGCAGGAGGACCCUGCGCAGGAGCCGAGCACACCUAGGAUCUCGCUGAUAAAGCCGCCCAGGAUCCUCACGAAGUUCAUAUCCCCUGAGACGAAACCGAGUCCGACGAAGCAUGGCGAGAGGAAAUCGAACAUUCCUAUCUUCAGGAGGAGUUCCAAGGAGUUCGAGGAUAUUCGCAGCCCGCAGGAGUCGUCUAAGCGAUCGCUUAUUCCUCAGAGGUACAGAGGAAGCACCGACGAUCUGCGCCGCAGUCGCGAGGACAUAAGCGUGCCCAGCUUGAUCCCGAAACUGUUAUCUUCCCGCAGCAAGGAGGACCGACUGAAACGACAAGACAGCAAGGACGACAUUCGCCACCCAUCCAAGUCUGCGAGGAAGGAUUCCAAGGAGGAGGCCAAGACCUCGUCGCUCGUCGCCUCGCCGUCCGCCAACAAGGACGACGGCGGCGGUAAGGCUUCGGGCAUACGGAUCUUUCGGCGAGACAACAGUCGCGAGGACGUGGGCAGAGAAAGCGCGAAUUCGAUCGGCUCCGCGAAAGGAAAGCAGCAGGACAAGCAGCAGGAGAGAACGGAGGAUCGAGGCGUGGGCGGCGCGACGAGAUCGCGAGCCGCUGGCGAACAGAACCGGACAAGGUGCGAAGACGGCAAGGACGCCAACGACGUUAACGAGGAAUCGUCGCCGAGGUGCGAGGAGUCGAUCGUUUCUACCGAGCGAAACGAGGCGACGCGAGGAGACAAGGAGGAGAUCGCGACUCAAGCUGAUGUCGACAUCGCCCAGGACGCGGGGAUGAUCGACGUGAUCGUCGCGCAGGACAGGACGCAGGACGAGCGGCGGGAGCAGGACACGAUGGUGGUAGGCGAGGUGAUAGACGAGAAGCAUUUGCUGCCACGAGAACCGGUCGAAUCCGCGGAGAACGAUAAGCAGGACGACGACGAGACCAGGGACACCGCCGAGCGUCUGUUGGACGGCAGCGACGGUGACGUCACUGGUAUCGCCGGCGAACGGAGGAGCCUGUUGGAAAUCGGCUAUGGGAAGAGGCUGGACGAGUUCCAAGUGGUGAGGCGAAAGUUCUCCAAAGAGGAAUUCUCGAAUCCAGACGACACCGACGACACUCCGAAUAAGCGUUGCUCAAGCCAUCUGUCGCCGGAAGCCAGUCCACUGAGCACGAGAUCAUCAAGAUACAGUCCCCGGGAGAGCGAGAGCGAGCCUACUCCGGCCCUGCCACGUAAAACCGGAGGAGACUCCUGUUCCGCUUCCCAGAGGAUACGCGACGCCAUCACGAGAACCAGAAGGGAGUCCAACAGCAGUACGAGAUACGAGAGCAGCGGCAGCGAAAGCAUCAGGCUGAGCGAAACCGGGUUACACGGAUACGCGGAGCUGGCCAGGAAGGUGAAAUUCUUCGGAGGGAACGGAAGCGCGGUUUCGUCGACGAUCGGCGGAGACGAAGUGGUGCAGCGCGACAGUGCUACCAGCGCAGGCGAGGACGAAACCAACGAAGAUGGCCAUGACAGAGCUGGACCGGUCCCCCCUCAAGGAAGGACAAUGCUGCGGCGAAGGAGGCAGUUCGAUGCUCAAGGUUCCCGACGACGCGGGAGGUCGCACGCGAGGUCCUGCUGCGGCACGGAGGACUUGCAGAGCCUGCAGACUUUGCAUCUGAUCGGACGCGGCGGUCGACAGCGUAGUCCCAAUCCGUCCGGUGGCUGCCAAGGCCAGGAACAGCCACCAGCGGUGGACUACAGGCGACUGGUGUUCAUCAGCUCCGACUCGUCGUCCGGCCGCGAGGAGGACGACGCCGACAGCAGUUGCUCGAGCUCGUCCUACCUGAACGGACUGCCGCGCAACGGCGGCCACGCACAGUCGCUCGAGGACUGCGACUGGGACUACUUCGAGAGCGGCAGCCUGCCGCUGCCGGCGAUCGCCAUCGGCGCCGGUAACCACGUCGGCGCGGACCACGGCGUCGCUCAAGACUGGAGUUGCUGUCCGGGACGUGGCUCGGCCGCUUGCCAGGCUUGCGGCGGUUCCCGAAGCGCGAACGUACUCCCGGUGCCGGUGCCCAUACCGGUCCCGGUCCCAUACCCGGUGCCGGUGCCGGCAGCUCUGUGGACCGGCGACUUCGCGGCGGCCGCAUCAUCCAUGAUAAGUCGCGACGGCCAUGCCGAGCCGGGAACUCUGAGGCUGCGAGGCGAUCCGGCGGCACCCUGGUUCGCCUGGCACCCUCGUUUCAACCAACCGCUUCACGGCGCCCGCCUGGACCCCCGGCUGACUGGCGCCUUCGACCCGACCACCUGCACCUUCCAACCGGAUCAGGUGAUGACCCCGAGACUAUACGGGCCGAUCACGGAGAGCGCGGCGGUGCCGUCGACCAACUACGAGUCCAGCAACGUACAGAGCAACGGCCAAGACGUGAGAGACGACGCUAAGAUCACGUCGAAAACGGAAGAGCCGCUGAAGGAGGAGAACUCGUCGAUGAAGGAGUUGAGUGAAUCCAUUGCUACUUCCACCCCGAAAAGUAAAGCAAGACCUGAAGAGACAAAGGAUAUCGAAGCAGAGUGCGAGAAAGAUGACGAAGACGCAGAGGAGGUAGAAGAGAACGAAGUGGUGGCAGCCUGCGGGGAUUCGCUGUCUUCAUCCUUCGACAGGAGUGCGCAGAGGAUGUUCCAGCACUCGCGAGAAGAUUCGGGCAGCUCGUCUGGCCGCUCGUCAGCUGACAGCAGCGAUCUGGAGGAAGACUCCAGCUCCCACCGUUUCUCCAGAGUUUUUGUGGUCAACGAUGAUUCGCUCACCAGCGACAAUGACAUCGAGGACAAUGAGGAGGACGACUCGGAUUCCGCGGCGGAGGGCGGUGUGACCCUGAAGCGCGUCACCGCGAUUCCUGAAGAAGAGCCGGUGGUGCUGCAGCACGUGAGGCUGCUGAACGAGGACGCUUUGUUGGAGAACGAGCGGAAGGAGAGCAGCAGGGACGAAAAAAGGCUGGAAGCGCCGAAGAGCCGUUCCAAGAUCUACAACUUCGGCGGCGAGCCUGAAAAUGACGGCGGGUCGUUGAACGAGCACGUGGUCAGCUCGGGCGACAAACGAAGAAGUCGCGGCAGGAGAGACGGGGUCGACCACGGCGACAAGAGACCUCCUCUUCUGCUGCAGCAUCGAUCUAUCCCCGAGGAGAUGUACUUGGCGGACGGCAACGACUGUUCCGGCAAUCGGGUCGAGCUGAGAUCCAUCCGCACAUUGGACCCCGACAGCAUCGAUCCACCGGCAACAUCGAUCACGCCGAAGACCGACGAGAGUCCCGUCCCCAAGGUACAAAUUCACCGCGGAGAGAGAACAACAGACACGCUGAGGAACGACCGCUCCAGCACGCCGGAGCUUCCGCAGGACGAGCCAAGAUCGCCCUUGAGCGACGCCUGGGACUCCACCAUCGUCCCGGAUUCUCUCGAGAUCUCCGGUGAGCCGGUUCCCAAGGACAACGAUAACGAGCAGCGGUCCGCGCGAUCGCGCACGACGAACGGGAAAGACAACGAUUGCGAGAGGCGGGGAGAUAAGCCGCGUUUAUCGGCAGCGGAUCGCGACGUCAACGCGGACGUCGACGCGGCCGUCGACAGUUCCAUCGGCAACGAGAGCAACGCCACGGGCAGCGAGGUGAGCAGCGACGAGCUGCACGAAUACGAGCUGACCGCGGUGGCCAAGUCGUCGUCGCUCGGCUUCGGCAACGAGAUUGCCGCGAUCAACGGCGAGCUGCUGCACCGAAUCGGCAGGGAGAAGUCGGAGAACGCCGCCACGGGAGACGCUGUCCGGCCGAAUGGUUACCAUCUCCACGGAUCUAAUCGGGAUGACAAAGGGAGCUCGACGGUCACGAGGACGAUGACGAAGAGCGGCACCAAGCGGAGCGUGCAGUCCGAGCGGACGGCCAGCGGGUGGUCACCGGACAAGAAUUCGAUCGACGUCGCGGACACAACGAAGACGACUGCGAUUAUGAUGGAGUCGACGGUGAGCGGGAAGGACGACGACGACGGGGACGCCGAUCGGCUGGUCACGCGUCGUCGCGCCGGAAGAACGGAGCAGCAAGAUGGCGCGGAAGACAACGACCCGACGACGACGACGACGACGACGACGACGACGACGACGACGAUGGGAGAGCUGGUAGGAGUCGCCGACGUAGGCGACGCGGUAUCCAGCGAGAUUCAGGAGACGUCGAGGAGUGCGGAGGGUGUCGGCAAGGUGGACAGUGCGCAUGACAGCGGCCCGGUGAGAGGCGAGAUCACGACCGCCGGUGCUGCUGGUCAGGUGGGAGGAAGUGGCAGUGAUGGUAACGACGACGGUGAUGGUGGUAGUGGUGGAGGUGGUGGUAAUGGUGAGAGCCUCGCGGAGGGGGGAGCGACACGGUUUCGCUCAGUCGAGCGACGCCCGUGCACUCGGAAGGAGAAUGGAUUCCCAGCUGACACGUUGGCCAAGGAUCUUGCCAGAGACGCCCAGCACUUUCCCUCGGCGGCGUGCAACAAUAACAAUAACAACAACAGCGGCAGCGGCAACAGCAAUAAGUACAGGAGCCUCGUGAUGAUCACCCAGGAGGCCUCGUAUCAGCCGGUGAGCGUCGUCACCUCGGAUACCACCACGCUGCUCCAGCCAGAUGAGAUCCACUCGGCUGGACAAGGCCUGGCUGGCUACUUCCAGCUGGCGCUGGAAGCCGCGGGUGAGCAGCCACCGCGCAAGAACGGCCAGGGUCCUCGUAGACCGCUGAUGGUGAAGAGACUACCUGCCGCGACGGCCGCAGCGAGCCAUCAGUCCGAACCCGAGGUGGACAGUGGUCUGAGUGUGGGUAGUGCCAGUGAAAGCGACGACGUGUCCGUGAAGAACAACGGGAACAACUCGUCGAGGCUCAAUUGCCGCGCGGAGAGUGCGGAGGACGUGUCGAAGGAACGCGCGGUGUCGGAUAGUCGUGAUGGUGCACGUCCACGUGUCUCGUCGCAGUCCAGCGACGACAAUUCGGCCAGCGGUGGGGUCAUCAUACUCGAAGAGGGCCUCGCCGAUGACGAUUCUUGGGUCGAGGAAGUGUCGCACGACGAAGACGAGCCGGGUGCGACCACCGCCACGGAGGAGAGCUCCGAAGACGAAGCGAACAACUUCGGCGAUCGUGAGGAGGAGCUACGUGGCUACCGCAGACAGGCGAUCGACUUCACCCUGCACACUAUCGUCGAGGAGUCCUGCGAGGAGAGCGAGACGGAACCCGGCAGCCUGGCUGCGGGAAGUCCUUCGAAAAAGCCGCGACCGCCCUCGGCUUCCGAGUUGGAGAAAUAUUUCUUCUUCGGCCUGGGUGGCGACGGCAACAACUCCAGCAUGGGUUCACGCGAGGUCGACAGUCUGUCGGAGACGUCUUCAAUAUACUCGGAAGGACUGGAGUCGCUCGGGCAGGACGAGGCGAACGGCAGUGGGCAGAAUCAGGACAGAUCCAACUCCGGAGACAACUUCCUGAAUUCCUCCAGGCUAGAGAAGUAUUAUCUCUCGGAGUUCCUCGGCUUCGAUCAAGACAGAAGAGACUCGGACGGCUCGGUGGGCAGCGAUUCCGAGGGUAGGCCCAGUCCAGAGGCGCAGAGGAGGAAGAAACUGGUUCGCGCUCGAGGUACCGGCAGGUCGCACAGCUCCUCGUUGGACAAUCUGUUGGCUCUCACGCAGAGCUCGCAGAACCUCAGCUCGCAGAACUCAUUGCAGGACCUGAGUCUGAGUCAGGACACGCAGGAGACUCAGUCCGAGGGCUCGUCCACGGAGACCGACGGCACCGAGGACGGCCAGACCGCUGUCUUCGGCACCGACGGUCAAUUCGACACGGUGAAACGAAAGAAGAAGAAACCACGGAACUUGGCCGGGACUCAGAGCCCACGCGUCCCCGACGAUCGCAACAAAACACCGGAACCCAGCCGGGAAAUGGCGCUGAUGAGCGAGGUCGUGGUGGAGAACGAGAACGAAGCGAUGAAUUCCGAAGACUCGGACAGAGCGAAGACUCCGCAGCCGGAAUCGGUCUUGUCCUCAUCCUCGUCGCCGUCCACCUUGACCAGCACGUCGAACGUCUCGUCGUCUCAGAUGGACUCCUCGAGGAACGUCCAGGUGACCCCAGGCGACUCGGUGAGCUACAGUCAGCGCUCGAAGCAACAGUCGAGAGACUCCGGCUUCGUCGGCAGCUGCGACGACCUCCUGCAGCAUCAGAAACUACCGGACGAAAGUAACCAGCCGAGCAGCCCGGAAACCGACCACGAAGCGAGCGGUGUGGACCGCUCACUGAGCAAGACCAACAACGACCAUCUCCUGGGCGACGCGAGCGAAAGCGUCGUCGAGGGACUCUCCGUCGCGGACAGGAGCAACCUUGCGAAACACCCGGUGAAUCACGCGGCGAGCCUGCCGCACUUGGCGAACGCCUCGCUCUCGCGCAAGGACAGCUUCAACAACUGGUCCAGCGACGAGGAGACGAAUCUCAUGAUGUCGAAGAUGCGGCAGUUCUUCAAGACGAUGGUGGCCAACUCGAACGGCCAGAACGCAAACGCGAGCGCAGCCAACUCGAGCGGCGCCUCCCCGGCGCCUAGUCCACGGCUCACCGGCUACACGUCGAAGGCGAGACUCUGCGCGCAGAACCGCACGAAACCGCCGCAACUGGUGUACUUCGAGAACGAGCUGACGCGGCUGAUGAAGACGGUGCCGGGCAUACGCGACGAGCAGGUGCGCGAGAUCGUCGAGUACCUCAGCUCGGAGGACACGUGGUCGGACUCGUACGACAGUUCGGACUACACAAGCUCGGACCUGGAAGGCGCCGCCGCCGGAGGUCGCCGUUCGGCUCUGCAGGAGCAGAUUUCGCAGAGCUGCCAGCAGAUCAUCAGCAAGUUCGACACCACGUCCGGCGACGGCGGUAACGUUCUCCUGGACAAGGAGAGGGACCAAGUGAAGGGCGUAGCGGGCAGUUCCGCGGUGCCGCAGCCGUCCUACCUCGGCAGAGACACCGCGUUCGUCUACCAGAAGCUGGUGCAGAGCUUCACGAAGAUGGCGGGCGACGGUGUGAGCUCGGACGCCAACUCCACGCCGCACAGCAGCCCGCCGUUGAUCGCCAAGGUGAUGCACCACAUCGGUAGUCGGCUGGUGGCACUGAUGCACGAGGUCUCCGAGGGCGGGCCAGCGGCGCAACAUCACUCGAGCAACUCUUGGCGACGGUACUCCCAGCACCACCGUACCCCGUCGUCAGCGUCCACCACCGAGGACGACGACUCCACGUCGGACUCCACCAACGCGCCCUCGUCGGCUCACCUGCAACUGCCCAGGUCCAAGUCGCACGACCCGUUGCUGCUGAUCAACAGCCACCCGGCGACCUCGGCCGGCCAAGAGGGCGAAGAACGCGAGGCGAGCGACUACGAGAGGUUCUCCUGGCGCGGCAGCUUCGAGUCCGCGCUCAUGGCCGCCGACUCCAGGACGAAGCUGAGCCUGUUGGCGUGCUCCGGUGACGUCAGUGGCAGUGCUAGUGCGAGUGCCAGUGCCUUGGCGAUGGCGGCGAAGCGACGCAGCGCCGGUGACCUUCUGUUCAACCCCAAGAGCUUCUCCAGGGAGCAGCUGGAUAGAGUGAGAAGCUGCGGUUCCAUCGGCGGCGGCAGCGGCGGCGGCUGCAGCGGCGGCUCCAUCGAGGAAAGGAUCUGGAGCAACCGCAGGAGAUCUUCCGUUCCCGACGCCAACACCCGGGGAGAGUCAGGUGCGUCCGCCGGCGACGAAGACACCGAGGACGAGCUGGAGUACGGCGGCGAGUCACGUGCGACGACCCUUCCACGUGGCAUGCAGUCCGCGAUCUCCGCGGCGACGAAUUCGCUGCCACGCUUGCCGGCGUCGAGCGUGCCCGCCGGCCUAAACGCGGCGUCGGCGUCGUCCGCGGCGUCCGCAUCGUCGUCCUCGCCGAUGCACAAGUUGCACAGCUACCAUUUCAUGCCGCAUAGCAACGUCAAGUCCGCUCGUUAUCGACCGCCCGGCUUCGCCAGGAACACCAACAACUUGCCCGGCACGAUCGGCGGGCCCAAGCGCGCCGUCAGCGCCCCGGGCCUUCAAGUCUCCGGCUCGCAAUCAGCCGCUGGCAAGCGGGACAACUCCAGGUCACGGAGGCAGCAAACGAUGUCGCUCACCUCGGACGACGGAGGCAGUUUGUCGGAGGCAUGCAGCACGCCAAUUAUCGGAGCAGGAUCACGAGCAGGCUCUAGUCACACAGUCAUGGACAUGGACGACAUGGAUCCAGGAUUGCAUCCCGGUCAUCUUGCUACUCGUGCCUCUUUGUCGAGCCUCGGGGCACGCUCGGACUCGAUGGCGUCGGUGUAUAGCGGCGCGGGUGAGGGACGUUGUUGCCGAUCCGUGGUCGUCACCGGUGAGGUGGAGUUCGCCCUGCAGUACGACUACAAACACCUGACCUUCGAAGUGCACGUGACGAAGUGCAAGAACCUCGCGCCGGUAGACGUGAAGCGCAAACGAUCGGAUCCAUACGUCAAGGUAUAUCUGUUGCCAGACAAGUCGAAGAGCGGAAAGAGGAAGACGAAGGUGAAGAAGCACACAUUAAACCCGGAGUUCAACGAAACCCUGAAGUUCCAUAUGAGCCUGAGCGGCCUGGAAACCAGGACACUGUGGCUGACAGUCUGGCAUUCGGACAUGUUCGGUCGCAAUGACUUCCUCGGCGAGGUACGGAUGCCGCUGGAGAACAAGAUAUUCGACGAUCCGACGCCACAUUGGUAUCCUCUUCAGGAGAGAACGGAACCGUUCGACGAUCCGGUCGCUUACAAAGGGGAAGUGAUAGUCGGCCUGAAAUUCGUGCCGCCGGAUCCGACGCAGCAAGACCGCGACCGGGAAAACGGUGCCGAGCAUCGCAGCAGUUCCAAGGCGAAGAAAAACUGGAGCCGCGGAGCACUCCACGUGCUCGUCAAGGAGGCCAGGAAUCUGCAAACGCGCGCCAAGAACUCUGGCACCUGCGAUCCUUUCUGCAAAAGUUAUUUGCUACCCGACAAAGGCCGAUCCGGCAAACAGAAGACCGGCGUGGUACGCAGAUCGGGCGGCUCACCAGUUUGGGGACACACGUUCAUAUACAAGGACGUCAGUCUGCAGGAAUUAGCAGAGCGCGGGUUAGAGCUGACCGUUUGGGAUCACGACAGGAUCGCCAGCAACGAAUUCUUGGGCGGUGUUCGGUUCAAUCUUGGCACCGGGAAGCAUUACGGAAAACCGGUGGACUGGAUGGACGCGACCGGUCGUGAACUCUCUCUGUGGCAGAACAUGCUCGAGAGGCCGAACUUCUGGGUGGAAGGUGCGGUGACCUUGAGGCCGAAUCUGCACAAUCACGGCAAGAAUAACGGCUCUUAAGGACGACGCCGCACGACGACGUCGGGCGUGAACGGCGCGCUUCACAGUCCUCUCGUUUCCUCUUCCGCAGGAGACUCGUUUCAAAGACGACGAUUUAGUCCAAGUAUCGUUGCAUACAUGUAUAUAGUUCCAGAAGCGUCGCGUGCGUCCCCAAAACGCGGCAAAUUCGCGAAACGAAAAUCAGUGCCUUCGGGAGCGACGCGGACUAUCGUCCGGUCCUUCUCAAAACCGGCACGACCGAGAAUUCCGUACCGUUCCGGCGAACUUCCGGCCCGUCGACGUCGAUGGAACUAUCGACGAAGACGGCGAUCCUUAACUCGACGGGUCGAAGGGAUGUACGUCAUUUCGUUGUUCCCUGCAAUGCUUUCGCACUCUGUAUAACACUCGUAUGCACUGAUGAGUCUUCUUCAUUUAUUCCCGCUUUUACGUUACAUCUUAUACGGAUUUACCGUAUUAUGAAUCAUAGUUUUCGAUUUCAACGUAGAAGCUUUCCCAACGAGUCGUUCGUGAUAGGCUUCUCAUAAUCUCGCUUCUUUGGUUUCUCUUUUUAUACUAUUGUUGCAUCGCGAUUAUUCCAAAAAGUAAUACACGUAAGUGUAACACAAAAAGUAAAACGCGUCACACCGAUAAUAUAAAACAAAAGUUUGCAUUAGUACACCACUAUGAAGUAAAAGAUAGUUGUUUUUCGUCUGCGUGAUUUUCUUCCCUUCGCUCAGCAAUGAUAAAAGUUUAUUAUUUUGUACGUGAAGCAUAUUCGCGUAACAUAUUCGCAGAAAUGAAAAAAAAUCUAGAUUUACUUUAAUCAUACAUAAAUUUACGCAAGAAUUAUUAUUUUACAAGAUCGACUUUUAUAUUUGGAGGCAGAUUAUGAGAAAAUGGUAGUACUUUUUUUUUUUUAAUUAAUAAUUAUGUUUUUUCCCGUAAAACGGCCACUAUCCUAUUUUCCGUUUGUUUGCUCCUCGCACUCGUAGUUUCUUACGCACAGGCUUUCAAAGCCAGGCUUUCAAAGCCAGGCUUCGUAACAACGACACUAAUAUGAUCGACGUGCCAAACACUAAGAAUUGUAACGCAAUUAACGCGCGCGUCUAUCGAUAUUUUUCAUGAUGAAGUUACAUUAUUAAGUACAUUUCACAUUUACCUUCGUUGUUAUUUGUUUCGUUUGGGAAUGACCAUCGUCUAUAUUUUAUCUUCGUAACCAACAGAGAUUAAUUAAUCGUGCGUCAUUUUCAAAUAAUUUUUGAAAUGUGUCUUCUUUGUUUCCAAGCUACUUCUCAUUCUCUUGUCACACCUGUUAUUUCUCCUCAUUAUAGCGCGAUAAGUUCUGAUAUGUGGAUACGCGAUAUGUGGAACGCCGUGAGAAUACGUGCAAUAGCGACGACAUUCUCGAAAGGAUUAUGUCGUUGUUAAGAAAAGAACCCAAAACGACAUAACAGUAAAAGCAGAGGUGCGUCCGUCCAAACAGCCGGUGAGAAGAUUAUCGGUAUCGUACCAAAUAUGCUAGAAACGAAAAAUUCUCGUAGCUUAACUCUCGCCGACUUUCAAACGUUGAAUCACGAAGUUGUAUCUUCGAAGGUUUGCGCGAAAUUCUACCUCAGAGAAAUAACGAUUGUUCCCGGAAAUCAAUCCUCGACGGCGAAAGGAUAAUGGAAAAAAUCUUUAGCCAAAAGUCUUCGCGAGAAAGGAAGAAGUGCAAUAUAUAAAUUAAUUCGACGUUGUGGUAACGACGCGCGUCUAAAAAUUAGUCAAAUUGUAGAAAUAUCAUGUGAUAUAUCAAUUUGUAGUACGGAUAUGUGCAAGAGUUCCGUAAAAAACCGAAAGAGGCGAGCGGACGAAGGAAUCGUGUUGUAUCUUUUCUUCUUUUACGUCCACGAUUUUGGAACAAUUUCUGAUCUUUUUCUCUUUUGAAAAAAUUGACCCCAAUGAUAAAUUUUAAUACUUGAUCGAACACCCAAGAGAUUGCAAUAUCAUUGAUUCAAUUGCGCACCGGAGAAACGGAUAACAUGAUUCUUUCCGGAAAAUAGGACGAAUCUCCCAUUCGACCGCUCGCUUUUCUCUCCGUUUUAUUUACCGAACAAAUCGGACGAGAUGACGAGCAGCAGAGACGUCGGCGUUUGGUACGCAAACAGCGUUGUGUGGACACUUUCCUUUCUUGGAGAGAGAAAGAUGCUUCCAGUGUGUACAAUAGGAAACGAGCGAUGACGAGCGAAGGAACGGUGUAUUUAAGGGAUUUAAAUAUGACCGCUUCCACCCAUCAGUUUGUACGAACACAUACACACACAUAUUCUCUCGUAUUGACGUUAUAUUUAUACAUAUAUCUAUACGUAUACGUGCGAGUAUUAUCGUCGUCGCUGAAAAAUCCCCGAAAAAGAAACUCGUCUUUCAUCCAAGAUCCAUUUUAAGGCCGGAGGCUCGUUUGGGUCUCUGCAUUGUCUUUUUUUCGACGAUUUCAAGACGAUCGUAGAGAGAAGCUCCCAUAUUUGCGGCGCGCGUUUAGCGCUAAGGAGCUGAUGACGUACGUCGCGUGAUCCACCUCUCGCUUGUUGCUCAGCGUUAAAUUCGGCGACUAUUCUCGGGUCCGAUAUUUGCAUGUGGCGUUACGCACGUACGAGCAGUCGCGUUUAGCGCUAAACACGUCGCUGAAUCGCGGUGCAAGCACGAAUCGACGACACGAGUGUUCCAGAAUGAAUCGAAGGGCCGAACUGACGUACUUCGUACUUAAUCGACUAGUUAUAACAGCCUUCGAUUGUUUGCAUACGAUUGUGUAACGUCGCGUAUACUUAGAUAGUAAGACUCUUCCUACAAACAGGGUUAACGAAGGAAAAAAUACUGCCUUUAACGUAUGUUUUGUAGAGAUUCGAGUGGUGCACGGUAGCGUAUAUAGAGUUCUCCGGGAGAAAAUAGACGGAUUGAUCUAACGUUAAUUGGCAACCUGUGUCAAUUACGACGGAAUUUGUUUCUGCGUAAUUACAUCAAUUCCUGAGAUUGUGAAUUUCGAUUCUUGAAAAUUUUCGAAUUUCUUUCUAUCUUUUGUUGUCUUAUCAAUAAUGUCGUUAUCAAUAUGCGAUAGAAAUACCAUAAAAAGGAAAAAGGAAAAUUUAUUUCUACUUAUAUCCCCGACUGAGAGAAAUGAUUUCUUUUUUAUUUGUUAUUUCUUUCACAAACGGCAUUCAAACAGAAUAGAUAAUAAUGACUCUCCGAGAGAGUAUAGAGAAAUUUCAAAAUUACAUAAUUAAACUCGAGCUCCACAGGAAUUUAUAAAUACGCAAAGUGAAUUCCCGUGAAUGUAUUUAAUUCGUCUAUUUUUCGCAGGACCAUAUAGUGCGUGCGUGUUAAAUUAAUUAACAAAUUCCGAUGUAUACAUAGACAUAUACAUACAUAUAUAUAUAUAUA
Harpegnathos saltator (Jerdon's jumping ant) is the source of this 13826-nucleotide messenger RNA. RefSeq lists its product as uncharacterized. The record is from RefSeq and is a predicted model, not a curated record. Gene Ontology annotation, biological process: exocytosis. The transcript is spliced from 19 exons. The coding region runs from base 264 to 10436 and encodes 3390 amino acids. NCBI's taxonomy places the organism in Eukaryota, Metazoa, Arthropoda, Insecta, Hymenoptera, Formicidae. Gene Ontology annotation, molecular function: neurexin family protein binding. Gene Ontology annotation, cellular component: plasma membrane; exocytic vesicle.